AUGAAGGCGACGGAGGCGGCGCUCAGGCUCGGGCUCUCAGCGACGGCGGGGCAGUCCCAGGCUCUUCGACGGCGUCAGCGGCUCCUGCUCCCGCCUCUCGCCAGUCGCCUCGCGCCCUCGCGUCCGUCCUCCGCACACCGGCCGGCGACCCUGCAGUUGAAGAAGAGGUUGGAGACUUACUAUGGGGUGGAUGAAGAGACAGAGUUACCAUCCGUCGCUGAGGCUGGCCUUGAGCGGAAUCUUGCGGGUGCCCAUAGUGAGACUGAUGAUGAGCUUAUUGAGGAGCUGCGUAGUAAGCCACUCCCUGAAGUCCGUGACCGAGACUUUGAGUCUGAUUUUGAGGAGAUCCAUGAUACCGACGAGGAGCUGAAUGACCUCUACAGUGCGAGGGAGUAUGUUGAGAAGAAGAUCAAGAACAAUGAGUUGUUUAACAUGGAUGACACCAAGUGGGAUGCCUGGAUGAAGGAGGCCACAGACAAGGGCUGCUUUACUAACAUGAAGGUGUGCGAGGGAAUCCUCGAGGACAUGCUCUACUGGGACAAGUUACCUGCGUGGUAUGUUCAGUUGAAGCUUUCUCUAUCUUGCUCCUAUUAUUAUGAAUAUUAUGAACCUUUUGGAAAUGAAAUCUCUAAUUAUAAUGAGAAGUUAAUGACUAGGAUGUUGGAGAUAAAGGAUGUAAUGGAUUUGACAUUUUACGAUGAGAUCAAGCAAAAGGUGGAGGCCAAAUUUAAUGAGUUGGGAGACAUGUGUGAGAGGGGAGAGAUGGAACCUGAUCGGGCAUAUGAGUUGUUCAAAGAAUUUGAGGACAAGAUGGUUGCCGAGUGCACUGAACUAAUUGAAGCAGAGAUGCCAACUGACGCUGAUGAACUGACUGGAUCAGGAAGUAAGAAAGUUGAGUUAGAUGAUCUACCUGGUGAGGGACCUGUUCUAAGGUGGGAAUCACGGAUUGUGUUUGCUCCUAGUGGCGAUGCAUAUCAUCCCAAAAACAGAGAAGUCAAACUCAGUGUAACUGUGAAGGAACUGGGACUUUCACAACAUGCUUUCGUGAGGUUGUUGGAAAGAGGAAUCAUGAUCUCCAGGAUGAUAGCCUUAUCAUUGCAAUUUGAUUGCUUUGGCAGGUUUGAACAUCGGGAAGAGAACAGAAAAGACUGCUUGAGGACACUGUAUACUCUAAUAAAAGAUGCAAUAAAAACUGACAAACUUGUUGAGGAUGCCAGAAAUGCUUAUGUUAAAGGAAGACUUAAGGCUAAUCCUCAAUUUAUGGAACGAUUGAAGAGGAAGACAGAGAAAUUGAUUGCAGCUGCAUAA
Miscanthus lutarioriparius is the source of this 1308-nucleotide messenger RNA. The record is from the annotation of a GenBank genome assembly. Lineage: Eukaryota; Viridiplantae; Streptophyta; Magnoliopsida; Poales; Poaceae.